AUGACUGUCAGCUACAAUCAAUCGAUAUCAACUUCGCGUCCUUGGACUUUUGUCGGGCUUUUCUUCCGGUAAGCGAAUUAAGAAUAAUUCAUUUGAAGAGAAAAUUAGAUGGCGUGGAUCUGUGUGGAAGGCGGUUUGGAUGCAGUACGUUGCAUGGCUAGGACUUUACUUUGCCGUGUCCGCCAUUUAUCGUUUCUUGUUGAAUCCUGUGCAGAGAGUGUAGGUCUCAAAUAGUGGGAAAAAUAUGAACAGAAAAAUCAAGGUUUUUCGUGAGCAUCGUCGACUACGCGAACUCGCGAAUGACGUACAUCCCGCUCGAUUUGAUGCUAGGAUUUUUCGUGGCAGGAGUUUUACGAAGAUUCUGGUAUCUCUACAACAUCAUCGGCUGGAUGGACAAGUAAGUCUAUCGCAUCCUUCGAGAUUAAGAGCGUACUUUGAAUAGAACCAAAAAGAGCAAAAAUGAAUUGGUCUUUUUUUGAAAAGGAACUUUUGAAGAAAUGGUUUAUAACUUGAACUUUGCCGAGGGAUUCCAAAAGUUUCGGUAACAGUAUCGCGUUGAUGACUGCGCUGUACAUCCGAGGAACCAGCGAAAAGGCGCGACAAUACCGACGGAACAUCGUUCGGUACAGCCAACUGACGCAGGUGCUCAUUUUCCGCGACCUCUCGAUGAAAGCUCGGAAACGCUUCCCAACACUCGACACUGUCGCUGCUGCAGGUCAGAGUUUCGGAAAAUAUGCAAAUUAUCGCUCAUGUUACAGCUGAGUUGAUGAAUAAUGACAUCAGAGUAGGAAAAAAAUGAAAGAAUUGUACAGUUUGGGAAAUUAUAAUGUGUCUUCUCAGUCGGCCGAUUUUUUUUUAUAAAUUCAGCUAGCUCUUGAGUUUUCAGGUUUCAUGAUGCCACAUGAAAAAGAGAAUUUCGACCAGAUCCAGUACAACUACAACAAGUACUUCUUGCCGUUCAACUGGGCCUGGGCUUUGAUUUACAACGCGCGGCUCGAAGGCUUCAUCGAAAGCGACUACUACGUCACAGUUCUCUCAGAAGUCUGUCAAGUAAUUCCCUGAAACUCCAAAAUUUCCUCGAAGGAAGUGAGAAAGUUCCGAACGGACUUGGCCUGGCUGUGCAACUACGACUGGGUCCCUCUUCCCAUGAUUUAUCCGACAAUCGUUUGUCUCGCCGUCCACAUGUGGGUAUUCAUUUCAAAACAGACUUCAAAAAAUAAAAGUUUCUCUUGAGGUCAUACGGAUCGGAAUAAUAUAAAACUUCAACUAAUAUUCAAUUAUUUUUCGCUUUUUAAAAUUUAUUUUCGAUGACGUUUUCAGAUAUUUUCUGGUUUGCGUUGUGGCUCGACAAUACGUUGAAGGAUCGAAGAACGAAAUGGUUUGUAAUUGAAUUUUUUGGAGUCUAAGAGCUCAAACAGCUUCUUGAAAACUUUUCUAUUGCACUUAAUUUAUAAGCAAAAAAAAAAGUUUAGUCAAAAUGUUCGUUAAGUCCAUAAUCUGAUCUUUGGAAGUUUUACGUAUUUAAUUAUCCACCUCUUUAAAAAGUUUUGAGUGCAACUUCAAAUUAGCUUCAUAACUCAUUAAACGCUAAAAAUAAAGAAAAAUUCAGAUUGACUUGGUUUUUCCCUUCAUGACAAGUAUUCAGUUCGUUCUCUACAUGGGCUGGCUCAAAGUUUGGUUUUUUCUCAUUAAUUUAUUACUCUUUAGUUGUAUAGGUGGCCGAAGGACUUCUCAACCCGUGGGGAGAAGACGAUGACGACUUCGAGACGAAUAUGCUCAUCGACAGGAAUUUCGCGGUAUUUUCACAUUGAGAAUAUUUAUUUAUUAGCAUUACACCCGUUAAAAAUUCAAAAUCAGAUUUAAAAAAAUUAAAUCAAAAUGUGAGUCUGAAAGUUUCUUAUAAGUCGGAUCAUAUCUCAAAUGUGUGCUCCAUAAAAAAAAAUAAAUAAAAAGAAAGCUUUAAGAGAACUCCAGUUAUAAGCAAGCUUUUUCAGUCAUUUUCUUUUCUAAGAGUCCAAUUAAUUAAUCCUGUUGAGCUCUCCUAAAACCAAAAUCACCCAGAUGGGAUUGAAAAUCGUGGACGAUGGGUACGGGAGGACGCCAGAGCUGAGGAAGGACGACUUCUGGGACGACGACUGGGUCCCGCUUUAUUCUGAAGCGAGUGCCCACGAAAAACGCUACCACCGACGUGAAGGCUCUCUGGCUCAUAUCAAGUAAGGGACUUUCUUUCUGGAAACUGAGGAUGGAUUCCAGACUUCCGCGAAGCGUCUCUCAAGUUCGGAUGGUUCCUCGGAACACAGAACGACGCUCGAGUUCUGUCAAAGAACGUAUUGUCAAGAUAAAGCCGUGAGUUGGAGUUUUCCAUCGGAUAAAGAGGGAAAAGUAUACAAAACUUCAUGAACAAGUCAAAAAGGUUGUUGACUUGCAAUUUCCAUUUAUUAAUGUAUGGAAAUUGCAAGUCAAAAUGAUUCUUUUAACUUUAUUCUUUUAGAAAUUGAAUUCCUUUUUUUAAAAAUUCAAUCUUGGAUUUACUGUUGAAUUGGAAGAUAUUCUCAAUAGAGCGCAUAAGAUCUAGCUUCGUAAGUUCAUGUUUGCGGCUUUUACUUGAAAGCCACUCUGCUUUUUUGUCUGCUAUAGUUUAUCAUAAACAUUUUCAGACAAACCUAAGAAAUUGCAGGGAAGAAAUGUCAAAGAAAUCGUCGCUCACAGACAUGCUGAGGCCGUCUUCCCUCCUCAACAUGUCCAAGGCUUGUGUUGAAAGUUGCUAGGAAACCAGUUCUACUGUCAGAAUCUCUCGCAAGGCAACGAUCUCGAGGGUACUGGCAAGAGAGACAUGGCGACGAGUCCGACAACUCCACAAGAGUAUCCUCUUCACACCCUCUCUCCAGGUGUUCUGAUUAUAGAUCAUUUCUCACGAUGUAUCUCGUUCAGAGACACCGACCGACCGACGUUCAGACGUUUGA
Caenorhabditis auriculariae is the source of this 2963-nucleotide messenger RNA. The record is from the annotation of a GenBank genome assembly. NCBI's taxonomy places the organism in Eukaryota, Metazoa, Nematoda, Chromadorea, Rhabditida, Rhabditidae.